AUUUAGUCUCAGUAAAUAAGUGAUAAUUAUAUAAAUUAACCAAUUGAGUUUUGAAACUUAUUUGAUAUUUUAAAUCACAGAUCAAAAUCAACCGCCCACCCUGGAGGAAUCAACAUUGCCUUUGAAUCCACUCGAACCUUCAAAUAGCAACCAAUUAACGCAAAUGUCUAAACAUUAUGAAGUACCGUGUGAACGCCAAUAUGAGUACGUCGAUAAAACCGCGAUUGUUCCGCCGAAAACCUUCACUUAUGAUUACGCUGUCUUUGAUGGACCACUGAAAAGUGACCAUGGGACAAGAGUAGGAUUAAAUAGAACAGGAGAGGACGAUUAUGUGAUUAAAAAUGAUGCGGGGGACACAUCGUACAUCUCUGUGACAGACGCCUCUUCUCUAACAGGUGGGUUUCACAAUUUUUAAAGACGAAAUGUUAGAUAUUAACAACGUUUUGCAUCAACGUUUUACAACGUUUUACAACUUUUAAACUGCUUACACACACGUAUUUUACGACGUUUGGGUACAAUAAUGAUAAAUAAAAUGCUUUCCAAGAAGGUGUCAUGUGAGCACGCUUUACUGCGAAUUUCGUGCAAAAUACUAACCUUAUAGGAACCAAAACAGGUGAAUUUGCGUUUUUACUUAAGAUCGGAUAUUUUUAAAAAAUAAAAUAAGAAGGGCCUGUAAAGUAUGUUACGCAUAACGCAUUUACUUCGUCAAACAAAAAGAUUGAGCUAAAACAUUAAAAAAAUACUAUAAAUCCAAAUGUCAUGCUGUGGUAAACAAUUAUAAAUAUUACUUAUCAAGCAGAUCUCCAUUUCUCGAUAUAUUUGUGGAAAAUUAUGGUGAAAUAUGGAACUGAAAACAAAAGAGAACACAAUGAAUAUUAAAUAUUUUUACUACAAGCCCACAACUGAUGGCAAUCCAUUCAGAUUGACGAUACUUAGGCAUAGAAAUGCGUUCAAAGCGACACGAGUUCUGGAACAAAAAAAUCAAAAAAGAUCACAAAAGUUGUCAUUACAAUUUCACAAAGAUCGAAAAGACACUUGUCAAUUCAUAGGAUCUAAAUAAGUUAGAGAUCCAGUGCAAACACCUAUUGGUAUUGUUGCUUAAUUUUCAGAAAAUGUUAUAAAAACGGAAAUUCACCUGUUUUGUUCCUAAGGUUAGUAUUUUGCAUGAAAUUCUCUGCAAAGUGUGUUAAAAUGUUGCCUCCUUGUCAACGCGUUUUCCUUGCCAUUCUUGGACAGAACUUCAUGAAAUUACGUCUUUAUCUACCGGUAGUUAAAGUUGUCAGGUUGUUUUCCGGUAGGUAUAGAAGUUGUUAAUCUACGUUUGUGAUGUUGUUCUGAGUGUGUCCACACCCGACAAGCUGAGAACAACAUCACAAACAGAUAUCUUCAUCUGAGUGCACAACACCAAAAACAAGACGAGUUUUGAAACUUGUCAAUUAUGUUUGAAACUUAUUUGAUUUUCAAAUCAUAGAUCAAAAUCAACCACCCACCCUGAAGGAAUCAACAGUGCCUUUAAAUCCACUCCAACCUUCAAACAGCAACCAAUCAACGCAAAGGAUAUCUCAACAUUAUGAAGUACCGUGUGAACGCCAAUAUGAUUACGUCGAUAAAACCGCGAUUACUCCGCCCAAAACCUUUACUUAUGAUUACGCUGUCUUUGACGGACCACUGAAGAAUAACCAUGGAACAAGAGUAGGAUUAAAUAGAACAGGAGAGGACGAUUAUGUAAUUAAAAAUGAUGCAAAGAUGAUGCAGGAAACACAUCAUGACUACGUGGUACGUGACGAGUCGUACGUCUCUGUUAUCGACCCAAAACCAGAAAGAAAAGAUGAGGACAUGCAUGAUGAUUAUGUAAUACGUGACGAGUCGUACGUCUCUGUGAUCGAGCCAAGACCAGAAACAAAAGAUGAGGAAACACAUGAUGACUACGUAGUACGUGACGAGUCGUACGUCUCUGUGAUCGAGCCAAGACCAGAAACAAAAGACGAGGAAACACAUGACUACGUAGUACGUGACGAGUCGUACGUCUCUGUGAUCGAGCCAAGACCAGAAAUAAAAGAUGAGGAAACGCAUAGUGAUGACUACGUACAUAGUACAUAGUACGCGUGACGAGUCUUAAGCCCUGGGCAAACUAGGAAACAUUGUUGCGGAAACAUUGUUUCCUGCCAGUGUUUCGCCAUGUUUCCCAGAGUGGGCAAACACUAGGAAACAUUAGUGAGAAACAUAGGGAAACAUCAAAUGUUUCUGAAGUUGGUAGGAAACACUUUUGCUUCUCGGGAAGCAAAUUUUGUUUCCGCAACAAUGUUUCCACGGGUGGGCAAACAGGGAAACAUUUGUGGUAACAUCGAGAAUCACAAAUGUUUCCGCAACAAUGUUUCCUAGUUUGCCCAGGGCUUUACGUCUCUGUGAUCGAGUCAAGAUCAGAAACAAAAGAUGAGGAAACGCAUGACUACGUAAUACAGUGACGUGACGAGUCGUACGUCUCUGUGGUCGGCUGAAGAGUAUUAUAGCAGAAAAUGGGCCGGUUAUGUUCACACCUCUAUAAAGGUGUAAUGGAAAUUUCUAACCACAGGGCGCUUAUAUAAGAGUUUAUAUAUAAAGAGCCCUGUUUAUUCUAACAGAUAAACUUGAGAGUUGUAUCAAAUCCACUCGGAAAUCCCUAAGAGAUGCUUAGAUUCUCUGAACCUCUUUAAAAAUCUUUACAAUUCCAAAAAUCUUUAAAAAUCCCAAAUCCACAAAAUCUCGUACACUGUGCAUACACCGGUUUUAUGAGUGUGAGCUCCUAACUAAACACAUAUCUGACAUAUGCAUGUACUGUUUAAUAAACGAACAGGAGAGUUUUAUUAGGUUUAAUUAACAACUUGGAUGAUUUUAGAAUAAAACACAUACUGCGAUUUUAUUAAAUGGCUUCAAUUAACGCGACUCACUAGUACUCUUCGUAUAAAGAAUACUAAGUAGGAGAGGGUUUUAUAUAAAGACUACUAAUGAGGAGUGUUUGCC
Molecule: messenger RNA, 3000 nt
Organism: Paramuricea clavata
Lineage: Eukaryota; Metazoa; Cnidaria; Anthozoa; Malacalcyonacea; Plexauridae
Source: the annotation of a GenBank genome assembly